UCCGGUCUCCGUCGGGGCAAGGCAAGUCCGCCGCGCGUCAAACGAAUGAAAAAACAAUCUUCUUAAAAAAGCCGAUGUGAGCUUCCAAUUAGCAACAGACACUACUUCUUGAUUAUGUCUUCUUCGUGAUGAUCAACAUAAGAAUGAUGCGUCUGCUUCAGCAAGCCUUCGCUUGUUACCGCCGAAAAAGGGUUGUGCGUGUUCUGCUGCUGUUCUUCGCUGUAAGCGCAGCAACCAUUUCUAUUUGCUCUGAUCACCAAAUAAGUCUACAACAGUUCCUGUUGUCAUCCGACGUCUCCGGCACAGGAGGCGGUGACGGUGCCGAGACGCUGGUGGUCCCCGUCGGCCGACUGGUCGAGCCGUCGCUGCCGACCCAGUCGUGGUUCGCCGGUGACCCGAGCUGCGCCCACCUGGUGACACAGUUCGGCCGGCCGGGCAGCCUGCCGGACGCCCGGCUCGCCUCGCUUCCCCGCUCGGGCAACACGUGGACGCGCUACCUGCUGGAAGCGGCCACCGGUCUGGUCACUUGCGGACCCACGAAGGACGCAGAAAUGGCCGAGGAGCUGCCAGCUGGAGCCCUACCGGCCGCUGCCGAUAUUAUCGACCAACAGCAGUCGGCGACCACCUCGACAGAGCUUCGCGCUGCCGGCUUUAUAGCUGAACAUGUGUCCCCGUUAACACGUACUUGUCUCGUUGGUAAAACACACGAGAUUCCGCCUGCCUGGCGUUACGUGGAAGGAGAAGAAGAGGCUGAUUAUAACGAAAUGGGCAAUGACUCUGGCAACACAAACAACACGACCAGCGUCGGCUACCACCUGCCGGCAAUUCUGCUCGUGCGAGACCCGUUCCGAUCCAUCAUAUCCCUGCGACACCUGCAAGCUCACGCCAGAAUGCUAGUGACUGAGAGCCGUGCUACCGCCGAGGCCUUUUCGGGGGACGACUGGCGCCAGUACGUGGAGCGGAAGAGCCGCCUCUGGUUUAUACUAGCCGACGAGUGGGCGCACAGCCCGCGGCACACGCUGCUGGUGUCCUACGAGCGGCUGGUGGCCGAGCCGGCCGUCCAGCUGCGCCGAAUGCUGCGCUUCCUGGGCGUGACCCCUGCGCCAGAGAGACUCCGCUGCACGCUGAGACACAAGGAGGGCGUCUUCAGGAACACUGAGCACCCUGUGCUGCCUAGCGAGGACGUCUAUGAUGCCGAGUUGCGCCGGAUGGUUUGGGAGAGAAUUCGGCUACUAGAUGACACUUUAGCCAGUCGUGGCUACCAGAGACUUCCAUUGCAAUCGUAUGCGUUCUACCAGCCUUAGAACUUAGAAGCACAAGGUUUCAAACGAUUAGAUUUACUACAUGUGCUUAUUGUGACAAAAUCAAUGCCUCGACCAAGUUGUAUGCCUUGAUGAGCCUUGUUGCCGAUGACAGCAGUGAGAAAGUGCGAAUUCUAACCG
Messenger RNA from Amphibalanus amphitrite, 1442 nucleotides. Its product is annotated as WSC domain-containing protein 1-like. The transcript is spliced from 2 exons. Lineage: Eukaryota; Metazoa; Arthropoda; Thecostraca; Balanomorpha; Balanidae. Bases 129 to 1304 code for a protein of 391 amino acids. The record is from RefSeq and is a predicted model, not a curated record.